GAAAUUGAUGUGUUUGCUGCGCCCAACAAGAUAGGACGGAAUUCUAUAAAGCUACGUGAUUGUGCAAAUUGCUUGUUGGUGGUCACAUAUCACAUAGGACAAACGUUACUUAUCGCAACAACAAUGAGUCAACAGGUAGGAAGUGGUCAGGGAAUAUCCUUCACUGCUUUGCGACGCCGACGGAAGGAGAAGCUAGAGGAAGCUGUUAAGCGGAUGAGCACUUCCAAAGGAGUUUUUGGCGUAAUGGUCACCACAGAGAAUUGGAACGUCAUCGAAUCUACUUUUCACCAUAAUCUGACAUAUUACUGGAAGCGUCAAAUGAAGAUUGUGGAAGGCCUGGCCAUUGCCGCCAUACGCGACACGGAUCCCAGCAAUGAACUCAAUUUCCUUCGAGUUCAGAGCAGCAAGUUUGAAAUCCUGUUGUCAAUUGCUACUGACCACCGCGUUCUGGUCGUUUUCAACAGCACGGGAAAGGACCCCCUCAAAGGGUGCGUACAGGCCGUGAAGCAGAUGAAGCGGAACAAAAUGGAGCGGCGGAAGCAUGGCAAAGGGCUCAGAAUGGUGAUGGACUCCUGCCGUCCCCAUGUCACCAACAUCGUCGGGGGGAAGGAAAAAGUGGUCAUCACCGAAAAGAUUGGGCGCAAAGUGAUGGACCAAAGAGAUGACGUCAAUAAUCAAACCUAGUUCAUUCCGAAUAGUUCUGAUGCCAGGAAAUUCUACACAACUUCAUAGUAUCUACAUAGAUAGAGCAUGAACAGGAGCAUGUAUAUGCAUUUGAGAAUAGUAAACUUUCUUUCCUAUUCAUGCUCUAUUAUCCAAAAAUGUUGUUUGCACCACACCUAGAAUUAUAAUUUAAGGCGCAUGAUAUAUCUCUAAACUUACCAACACCAUGUAAAAUGCAAAAAAGUUCUAUCAUUUGUCGGGUCAUCGCAUGGUAUAUCUGCUGCUCAACAAUCAACCCCAACAUCAUGUUCCAUACUAGCAUUUGGACCACUAAUGCAAAUAAUAACUCACUGUUCUAUAAUUAAGGUCGAAUGUCAAAUGUUGGUGCAGUUUUAAAUAUAAUUCACAAGUUGUGAAUAACAGUGUUAGCAUUCAGCAAAUUCAACGUUCGUCUCAAUGCAUGCAUAGCGCGUCUCCCAAAUUUGUUGUUCCCGAUUCGUGGCUCGAUCGACCCGAAAUCGGUGGUUGCUUGCAUCGUCUUUUUUUUACAUCACCCUCACCGACCGCCACUCUCGAGGCGAGGACUGAUAAAUACAUAUAGGCUUACUUAAAGAUAGCUUUUUGUAGUUAUUUCAAAAUUGUAGUUUAAAGUUCAUCAUCUUACUAAAUAUUAUAGUUGAUAUUUUUUAAAACCCAAACUCCCUGCUUAUCGACCUUCUGUUUGACAUAAGAUUGAGACCUAUUGAAACUGAUAAUAAUUGAUUUUGUGUUAUUAUAUGUACAGGAUUAGGAAGGCUACAUUUUAUUUGUUAUUCUUGUAAUUUAUAAUACUCAUCAGUUAGUGUUUUUGUUUUUAACCUUACUACCAGUAAAAUAUAACGUAAGUUAUCGAUAACACAUAUGAAAGUUUUUAAAACUUUGCAAGAAUUUAAACUUGAAAAGUUUCAAUUAGUCAAUUUUUCUAUAAAUAGCAGUACGUACAUGGUAGUGAAAGUAAUGUAGUUCGAUACGUCAACGCUACUAAAAAUAUAUCAUUUGAUGUCAGUAUUUCAAAUAUUGAUACUCGUCUUAGAUAGAGCAUAGAGAGAAGCGUUAAUUAUUUAUAUGACUAUAUAUCUCGAUGUUAUUGUUAUCUCAUCACCGGUCAAUAUAGGCAGACGGUUGACGGUGUGAUAUUUUAAUCAAUCUCAAACUAGAAUUGUGUUUAUCUAAAGGUAUGUGAGAUUACAAACAACCGUAGAUCAAAAUUAAAAAGUUUUAAUAAUUAGUAUGCUUAACCUAUAUAGGUUAAAUAGGCGAGGUGAUUUUCAGUGCUAACUGCAGGAAAAAAA
This is a messenger RNA of Folsomia candida, 1994 nucleotides long. RefSeq names its product dynein light chain roadblock-type 1. The transcript is spliced from 4 exons. Gene Ontology annotation, biological process: microtubule-based movement. The record is from RefSeq and is a predicted model, not a curated record. Gene Ontology annotation, molecular function: dynein intermediate chain binding. The coding region runs from base 124 to 684 and encodes 186 amino acids. Gene Ontology annotation, cellular component: cytoplasmic dynein complex; cytoplasm. Lineage: Eukaryota; Metazoa; Arthropoda; Collembola; Entomobryomorpha; Isotomidae.